Messenger RNA from Eremomyces bilateralis CBS 781.70, 2809 nucleotides. Its product is annotated as actin-like ATPase domain-containing protein. Gene Ontology annotation, biological process: regulation of DNA-templated transcription. The record is from RefSeq and is a predicted model, not a curated record. NCBI's taxonomy places the organism in Eukaryota, Fungi, Ascomycota, Dothideomycetes, Eremomycetales, Eremomycetaceae. Gene Ontology annotation, cellular component: cytoplasm; Ino80 complex. Bases 162 to 2396 code for a protein of 744 amino acids. The transcript is spliced from 4 exons.
UCCUGUGACAAACCACUUUCGCAGCCAUGCAAUCCCACCAAAUUCUCACAUCUAAUUAUCAUGAUCCGCGCCAUCACCUCCUCCCCUCAUCGUGAUCUCGCAUGAUGCAAAAAUAACCUCCAAUUCCACAGUAUCCCUUACCAUUGUUCUACCUAUUCAACAUGGCCGACAAUACCAUUUCUCGGCGUAACUCGCCUCCUCCAGCACCAAGCCAGCUCUGGUCUCUCUCCGAGCCUCCGUUCGAGGGCUUCAAGCCGGUCGAUCACGAAGGCUUCAAGCGAAGCACACCGGAAACAGCAAUCGUCAUUGACAAUGGAUCAUAUAAUGUACGCGCAGGCUGGUCCUUCGACAAGAAACCACGCUUCACUUCCCCUCCGGUCAUGGCCCGAUACCGAGACCGGAAGAUCAACCGAAUGUACACGUUCGUGGGAUCGGACAUAUACUCGGACGGCACGGCGCGUGGACAAGCGAAGAACGUGUAUGAGCCGGGCAACAAUGUUAUCAACAACUGGGAUGUCAUGGAAGGCGUUCUGGAUUGCGUGUUUAAUAAACUGGGAAUCGAGGCGGAUCCUUCUGGUGGCAUCGGACGGCCGAUCCUGAUGACUGAGCCCGCAGGCAACAUGCCUUACUCGCGCAAGACUAUGACAGAAAUCUUAUUCGAAGCAUAUGGCGCGCCGUCCGUUGCAUACGGCAUCGAUUCUCUCUUCUCCUACAAAUACAAUAACGGACGGACUGGUCUCGUUGUUUCCUCAUCAUAUACCUCUACAAACAUUAUCCCCGUCGUCAACUCAAAAGCGAUGCUCACACAAGCCUCGCGCCUCAACUGGGGCCGCUACCACACCAACGAAUGCCUCCUCAAGCUCAUGAAGCUCAAAUACCCCCCCUUCCCCGGCAAAAUUACUGAUCCUCAGUCCGACGAUCUGGUGCGCGAGCACUCACGAGUCAGCACCAACUUCGAUGACGAGAUCACCGCGUUCCUCGACUGGACGGGUCUUGAGGACCGGGAUCGCAUCGUACAACACCCAUAUACCGAGCAAGUGGUGGUGCAGAAGACCGAAGAGGAGCUCGCGCGCGCCGCAGAGAAGCGCAAAGAGAGUGGUCGACGACUACAGGAGCAGGCGGCGAAGAUGCGAUUAGAAAAGCUGAUCCUCAAGGAGCAAGAGCUCGCGUGGUACAGAAACCUACAGGAGAAGCUCGCCAACGCCACCACAAAGAAAGAAACGAAGCGGCUGUUGGAUGACGGUGAUUUUAAUGAUGAAGGCCAGUUGGACAAGCGAGUCCGAGAGCUCGAUAAGAACAUCCGCAAGGCUAGGAACAAGGAUGUUGGCGACGUCGAAGAGGAAGAGGAGAUCCCUACAUUCCCAUUACUGGAGAUCGCCGACGAUCAGCUUGAUGAGGAUCAACUCAAGCAGAAGAAGCAGCAGAGAUUGCAUAAGAACAAUUAUGACGCUCGGAUGCGAGCAAAGGUGGAGAAGGAGAAGGAACGCGCGCGAAUCGCCGAAGACGAGCGGAUCGACUCCGAAAGGCGAGAAACAGACCUGGAGGGCUGGAUCGAAGAGAAACGAGCCGCUCGCGAAGUCCUCGUUGCGAGGGCCCGUGAGCGCGAGCGACUGAAAGCCGAGCUCGGCAACCGCAAGUCAAUGGCAAAUCAAAUGCGCAUGAAAACCAUUGCGAAUCUCGCCUCGGACACCCCGAUAGGCAAAAAGCGACGUCGUGGUGGUGGCGCCGACGAUGACGAUUUCGGUGCCGAUGAUGCGGAUUGGGGCGUUUAUCGACAAGUCGCGACCGGCGAGGAUGCGUCCGACGACGAAGAGGAGGAUCUGGGUGGCACGCUGAAAAAGAUCGAGGCGCAACUGCUCGAGCAUGAUCCGAACUUCACGGAGGAGAGUACGCGGGAGGCGCAGACGGAUUGGACGAAGAGCUUGCUGCAUGCUUUCUGGAGGGGACCGUGGCCGUUUGAUCCCGAGCUCCCGCGCGAGACGCAUCAACUCCAUCUCAACGUCGAGCGAAUCCGCAUUCCGGAAGUGGUGUUCCAACCCAACAUCGCGGGUGUCGACCAAGCCGGAUUACUGGAGGUCAUGGGCAUGAUUCUCAACGAGCGGCUCGCGGAUGACCCACACAAGGCGGAUAUGCUGAAGGACAUCUUCCUGACGGGCGGAAAUACCAUGUUCACCGGCUUCGACGAGCGCGUGCGGAAUGAGCUGAGGGCAUUGCUCCCUGUCAAUGCAGAGUUGAGCGUCCGCAGAGCUGGGGAACCUUGCUUGGAUGCCUGGAAGGGUGCGGCACGAUGGGCAGGGGAACAGAAAAACAAGAAUGCGUUUAUGACCAAGGCGGAAUGGAGUGAAAAGGGCGGGGAUUAUCUCAAGGAGCAUGACAGCGGGAACAUCUGGCUCUGAAACUGACUGCGGUGAUACCAUCAAAAUCGAUCUCGACACUGGAGAAGCGGUCUCAUGUAACGAGGAAGCGGACUUUAGACGUUCCAAUAUACCACGUACAACCCGUGCGAGCAACUUACUACCGUAGUUGCUACACUUCAAGUCGUGUUGGGCACUCAGGUUGCAUCAGCCACAGGCUGCUGCCUCAGUCUUCCGGCAAGGCAAGAUAUCUCGAAGGCCUGGAAUCAAGAGACGACAUAACGUCUCAUAGACCCUUAAGCCUAGACGAUGCCGCCUGUGGGCACUACGUAUACCGCAUAUGUAACACUACAAAGCCAAUCUUAUUUGUCUAAAUGGUGAAAGCCACGUGAGAUGCUGCAGCUGGGCCCGCGAAUGAGGAUUUCGAGUUCUUUCUGCGUCAAGUAAGGUGGACA